GGCGUGUCCUAGGAGAGGGCGGGUUUCCGGGGGAGGGCCGGGCGCAGGUUUAGGCGCUGAGUCCGGUGCCCGGGAUCCGACUCGGGCCGGAUGGAGACGGGCAGCGUGGCUGACUCGCUCCUCUCCGGAGCUUGCGUGUUCUUCACCCUUGGCAUGUUCUCCACUGGCCUCUCGGACCUCAGACACAUGCAGAUGACCCGGAGCGUGGACAGCGUUCAGUUCCUACCCUUUCUCACCACGGAUGUCAACCCUGCAUCCCUGUUCUGCCCCUGCAGCAACCUGGGCUGGCUGAGUUAUGGGGUCCUGAAGGGCGAUGGGACCCUCAUCAUCGUCAACACCGUAGGUGCUGUGCUUCAGACCCUGUAUAUCGCCGCCUAUCUGCGCUACUGCCCACAAAAGCGCAUGGUGCUCCUACAGACCGCAACCCUGCUGGGGGUCCUUUUCUUGGGCUAUGGCUACUUUGGGGUCCUGAUGCCCAAUGAUGAGGCCCGGCUGCAGCAGCUGGGCCUCUUCUGCAGUGUCUUCACCAUCAGCAUGUAUCUCUCACCACUGGCUGACUUGGCCAAGGUCAUUCAAACUAAAUCAACCCAUCGUCUCUCCUUCUCUCUCACCAUUGCCACCCUCCUUUCCUCUGCUUCCUGGUCCCUCUAUGGGUUUCGACUCAGCGACCCCUACAUCACGCCCUUUUAUUGCAGGUGCCCAACCUUCCAGGAAUCCUUACCAGCUUUAUCCGCCUCUGGCUUUUCUGGAAGUACCCCCCAGAGCAAGACAAGAACUAUCGGCUUCUGCACACCUGAGGCAGCUCAUUUGACCACUGGGCACCUUAAUGCCAACUUGAUACCAAAGAGCUCCUUGCUUCAGCUGGCUGGUGACCAGUUUCAUGGUGCAGUAGGUUGUGGGAAAGAGACAACUUUGAGAUUAGAGGGUUCAAUGAAAGAGCUUCACUCAGAAGACUGGGUGGGACCUAUGAGAUGAAAUCACUUAUUUUCUUGAGAGAUUAUCUUUUUUAAUUUUGGAGGUUGGGGGUGAUAUCUUUAUGCUGUGCCUUAAAAUAAACUAUUUCCCAGCCCUGCCAA
This is a messenger RNA of Heterocephalus glaber (naked mole-rat), 1076 nucleotides long. NCBI's taxonomy places the organism in Eukaryota, Metazoa, Chordata, Mammalia, Rodentia, Bathyergidae. The record is from RefSeq and is a predicted model, not a curated record.